Oreochromis aureus is the source of this 3942-nucleotide messenger RNA. RefSeq names its product dual specificity phosphatase 27 (gene styxl2). Gene Ontology annotation, cellular component: cytoplasm. Gene Ontology annotation, molecular function: MAP kinase phosphatase activity; protein tyrosine/serine/threonine phosphatase activity. The transcript is spliced from 6 exons. The record is from RefSeq and is a predicted model, not a curated record. NCBI's taxonomy places the organism in Eukaryota, Metazoa, Chordata, Actinopteri, Cichliformes, Cichlidae. The coding region runs from base 106 to 3534 and encodes 1142 amino acids. Gene Ontology annotation, biological process: protein dephosphorylation; negative regulation of MAPK cascade.
UGCACACACACACGCAGGCAGUUAGAACGAGGGACAGCAACACCAAACAUACAUAUUGGUGAUCCAGGUUCACCGGAAGCAAGGGAAGGAGGCAAAGUGGUUGCCAUGGCAUCGGCCAAUGAACAUGGGGAGCGAGGUGAUCAGAUGGUACCUGAUGGAAAGGAAGAAGAGGAGGAGAAGAGCGUCCGCGGAGUCCAAUCUCAUUACCUUCGCUGUCCCUCCCCAAAUUUCUCCAUGACCUCAGAGUCCAGGUUUUCCAUGAUCUCUGGGUCUGACGCUGAGAGCAUCUUCAUGGAGCCCAUCCACCUCUCGUCAGCCAUCGCUGCCAAGAAGAUCAUCAACGAGGAGUUGCCACCUCGAGGCGUGCGGUCCGAGUCCAUCCCAGAGUCCAUGUUGGAAACCGCUGAGCAGCUGAUGGUGGAAGAUCUCUACAACCGUGUCAGGGACAUGAUCGAUGACCGCAGCCCCUACAACACCCCCUGUGUGCUGGACAUCCAGAGAGCCAUGGUGCAGGACCGCCUAGAGGCUCCCAUCAAUCCUGUGGAUGAGGUGUGGCCCAACAUCUUCAUUGCCGAAAAGUCUGUUGCAGUGAAUAAGGCCCGUCUGAAGCGAAUGGGCAUCACACACAUCCUGAACACAGCUCACGGUACAGGAGUCUACACCAACGAGUCUUUUUACGCCGGCAUGAACAUUAAGUACAUGGGCAUUGAAGUAGACGACUUCCCUGAUGCUGACAUCUCGAUGCACUUUAGACCCACCGCCGAAUUCUUGGACGAUGCUCUGCUGACGCACAAAGGAAAGGUUCUUGUUGUUUCGAUGAUGGGCAUCAGUCGUUCUGCUAUCCUGGUGGCUUGCUACCUGAUGAUCUUCCAGAACAUGACCAUCAUGGAGGCUCUGACCUCAAUGAGGAAAAAACGUGCCAUCAACCCCAAUGAAGGCUUCCUGAAGCAGCUGAGAGAGUUCAAUGAGACCCUCAUGGAGGAGCGAGAUGAUGACGACGACACACUAAGCCAGUGCUCUGUGAUUGACGCUCGAGCGCGCACUCGCAUCUUUGGGGAAGAUGAUGAUGAGGAUACGGACACAGAAGAAGAGCAGAGUAUGAUUGAGGUGAAAGCUAACUCCAUUAUGAUGGAGGAGGAGGAGGAUGGAGAAAGUGUGAUGAGCAGCGUUGCCUCCUCUGCAGCUGCUGGAGCACUUAAAAGUGGUUUGACUGGAGCUCAGAAUGGGUUCAACAACCAGGUAUCCAAUGGUGUCCAAGAUGAGUUUGUUCUACCUGAACAGGAGGGCAAGGAAGAUGGGGAUGAUGAUGAUGAUGAUGGUCUGGACAGCAUGAUUCAGGAGUGGCAGCGGAGGAAUGAAAAAUACCAGAAUGAUGAGUGGUGGGAGGCACAGCUGAACAUUGAUGGGGAGGAUGAGGAGUCUCUUCCAGGGGUUUUUACAAAGAAGACAAAAGAAGUUGGAGACACUGAUGUGGAGAGCGUAACCAGUGAGGACAUACGAGCUGUGAAAGAGCGGCUGAAGCGUCGCAACAGACGCCCACCCUCUGACGCAAUGUCCACCUCCAGCUGUAUGAGUUACUCUGAUCUUUGGAAGCAGCGGCUUAAGGAGAUCGAAGAGCAAGCAGCUGCUCGGUACCGCAAGAAAGAAGAUGAAGAAGGCAGCGAGAUCACCACCACUGAAGAUGAAGGAGUGAAGAAGACAAUUGAUGAUGAAGUAGAUAGCAUCCUCUCUGACACCAGCUCCAUGUAUAACUUCUGUCAGAAGAAUAAGGAGAAGAUGUCACCAUUGGAACGUUGGCGAAUCAAGAGAAUCCAAUUUGGGUGGAACAAGAAAGAUCGUGAGGAUGGAGAGAAAAGUUCUGUUGGUGACGGUGAGGAAGAAGCCAAGACACCAUCUCUCCAAGACGUCAAUCUAACGGCGUAUCAGGCAUGGAAGCUGAGGCAGCAGAAGCGUCUCGGGGAAGAGAACACAGAUGAGAUUCUGGAGCUGAGCAGAGGCGAGGACUUAGCAACAAUCAGAAGAAGACAACGACGUGAAGAGAUUCUGGAGCGUUCAAAGAAAACUUUAGAAGAAAGCCAGUCUGUAUGUGGCUGGGAAACAGAGAGUUGCGUUAGCGGUGGUACGAUACCUCUAUCUGCCUUCUGGGCUGGAGCUGGUGUUACAGGGCCGCCAAGUAUUGCCAAUGAUGACAAUAUGUCCAUGCUCAGUGGUAGAUCUUCCACAAUUUCUUCAGUUUCCCAGGCUCGCAGCACAAGAUCCUCACAGUUUGGAAUCCCAGUAAAUCCUGUGCCGAUCCUUCCAGUUCCAACUGUGCAGGGCCCCGGAGGUGAACCAAUGGUCAAUCUGGCUAGCAUCCAAAACUGGAUUGCUAAUGUUGUUUCAGAAACAAUCAAACAGAAGCAGAGUGAAAUGAGCCUUCCUCCUCCAUCACGUGCUGGGUCUGAAUUGAGCUUUGGUGCUCCAUCAAACGUGAUGUCAGGGCGCAGUGUCGAUGAUGACAAAGCAUCCUUGCUGAGUGGUGCUUCCUACUCCAGCUCUCUGUCACAAGAUCGAGGCAGGGCAGGAUCAGUCCUCUCCGGUGGCAGUUCAAGCAGCAUCUCAGGUCUCAGUGGUAGAGGCUCAGCAUUAGGCUCUAACCUUGGCUCCACCCUGGGCUCAAAGAAAAACAAGAUUACCACUACCAGUGUUCCUCUCUUCAGCCUCUUCCAGGACCAAGUUAACCUGGAUAAACUGGAUGCCAUGGACAAGGAGAUCAAGUCAGAGAUGAGGGACAAGAUGUCUACCUAUGAAAAGAAGAAGAUCCUGGAAGACAACAAACGCAGUACUCUGUUUAAGAAAAAGAAGCCAAAGGAAGAUGACGAUGAGGAAGAGGAAAGGAAGAAGAAAGAGGAGGAGUUUCUUGAGGAGACAAAGAAAAAGGAGAAACCAAAGAGGAGUUACGGUCUAUCAGGGUGCCUGAAUCUAAACCCAGCGCUGGAGAAAGAUAAAAACACCAACAUUGAUGACUGGCUGAAAAGUGUCAGGCCUCCCCCAAGAAAACCAGCUUCAGGAACUGAAGCUGGUCCAUCGGAGGACCCCUAUGAUGAUCUUGACGCCUCAGCUUCUGAAUUUGACUUCUCAAGCAGAAGAGCCUCUUAUGCUGCUGACGAAGAUGAUGAUGAGGAAACGUAUGGCAUUACUUCCAGAUACCGAGCCAGGUUACACGAAGAUCUAUCAAGUGAAGACACAGAAUAUUCCUGCAAUGGCUUCACGCAAUCCCACAGCUACAGCCGACCGGGAAGAUCGUACGGCGCUGUUCAUCAUUCACGAUAUGAAAGCAAUGAGACAGAAGGGAGAAGGACAAGGAAACAGGAAGCCACAGAAGAGGAGGAGGAUGACAUCUCCACCUUCAUUGCCCAAACCAGGCAGAGGAUUAGGGCUCGAGCUGCCGCGGAGGCCGAAGACGACGAGGUUCUCACUGCUUGGAGAGCUCAGCAGGAGGCGAAGCGAGAGAAGCAAAACUUAGAAAAUACUACUGAUGCAGACAGGUUUUAGAAAAUGUAAAAGAGCCAAUUCUGUGCUGCUGCUAGCUCACACAAAGCUCUUUUUCUUGGUCAAGGAGUGAAAACAAAGGAUGUACAAAUUGUAAUAAUUCUAAUGCAGAAAAAAAACUAGCAUUCACAUCCAUAGAAAAAAUAUGCACCUUGACCUUUUCAUAUUACAUCAGCACUGCAAAAAAAAAAAAAAGGAUUUGAGCCUGUUUUACUAUUAAAAACUGAAGAAAUACACAAUACAGUUCUUAGUUAAGGUUUUGCUUGUACCAGCAUUGAAUGUAAAACACAAUGAAUGCAAAUUUUCAUAGAAAAGAUGAUGUGAAACUUCUAAAAAAAAAUAGGAAAAGUCCCUCCAAUUUGUACUCUUGCACAAUUUUACUAUUGUAAUAAAUUUUCUGAUGAAUGAUGA